AUGUCUGCCGUUCCUACAGACGUCGAGAAGGUGUCGAUCUUGGGCAAAAACUCUAUUCAUUGUGGUUUCCAUCUCAUUCCUUACAUCGUCCAUACCGUUCUCACUGAACUUCCGUCCUCCACUUACGUGCUCAUAACCGAUUCGAACAUCGCCAAGUUCCAUCUUUCACUAUUUCAAGACGAAUUCAAGGCUGGUCUUUCCGAAAAACUAUCACCACCACGCUUCUUCAGCCAUGUAAUCCCCCCAGGUGAAUUGACGAAGAGCCGUGAAGGCAAAGCGAGCAUCGAAGAUUUCCUACUUUCAAGCAAAUGUACAAGAGAUACGGUUAUCCUUGCUCUAGGUGGAGGUGUAGUUGGAGACCUAGUUGGAUUUGUGGCUGCAACAUUCAUGCGAGGAGUUCGCUUUUGCCAGAUUCCUACAACUUUACUGGCUAUGGUUGAUUCCAGCGUUGGUGGAAAGACGGCCAUCGACACACCUCACGGAAAGAAUCUGAUCGGGUCAUUCUGGCAGCCAGAGUUCAUCUUCAUUGAUGCUGCUUUCCUCGAGACUUUGCCUGCGAGGGAGUUUUCCAACGGCAUGGCUGAAGUAGUAAAGACCGCUGCGAUAUGGAAUGAGGCAGAGUUUUCAUCCUUAGAAUCUCGUUCGGCCGAGAUAUUUGCGGCUAUUCAGACUCCUUCCGUGAACAACGCAGGUCGAAUCAAAAAGACGCGCUCUGAGGCUCAGGAACUUCUACUCUCUGUAAUUAAGGGCUCUAUCGCCGUCAAAUCUCACAUCGUCACUAUCGAUCCUCAUGAAACAGGGCUCCGCAACCUCGUCAACUUUGGUCACUCUGUUGGCCAUGCCAUCGAAGCCGUCUUGACACCAACGAUCCUCCAUGGAGAAUGUGUCAGCAUCGGAAUGAUCCUCGAAGCAGAGAUUUCCCGUCAUAUGGGUAUUUUGAACCAGGUAGCUGUCGGUCGCCUUACCCGAUGCCUCCAAGGAUACAAUCUCCCGGUCUCCCUAUCCGAUCCCAGGAUUACAAAUGUUCCUGCUUCUAAGGAACUCACAAUCAACCGCCUUCUCGAUGUUAUGCGGAUCGACAAGAAGAACAAUGGUGCGGAGAAGAGGAUCGUCAUCCUUUCCAGAAUCGGCGCCACUCAUGACAAGAAAGCGACUGGUGUCCCAGACUCAAUUAUUACCAAUGUACUUGCAGAAGCGGUCACUGUCGUUCCCAGUAUUCCGUCCCAUGAUCCCGUUGUAAUGGUUACACCCGGUUCUAAGAGUAUUUCGAACCGAGCUCUCGUUCUAGCCGCUCUUGCUAAAGGAACUUGCAAGCUUCGGAAUCUGCUGCACUCCGACGAUACCCAGGUCAUGAUGGCAGCUUUGAACGACCUCAAGGGUGCUACGUUCGAAUGGGAGGAUGCGGGUGAAACUCUCGUUGUACAUGGAGGUGGAGGUUCACUUAGUGUUCCUCCGAAGGGGAAGGAACUCUAUCUUGGAAAUGCCGGAACCGCAGCGCGCUUCCUUACUACUGUUUGCACACUCGUACAGAAAUCCGCAAACGACACUGCUGAUCGAACGCUCAUCACCGGUAACGCUCGUAUGAAACAGCGCCCCAUUGGGCCACUCGUCACCGCUCUCAAGGGCAACGGAAGUGAAAUCGAUUAUCUCGAAGGUCAAGGUUGCCUCCCACUUUCCAUCGCUCCCGAUGGUCUGAAAGGCUCCACUAUCCAGCUUGCGGCGAGUGUUUCCAGUCAAUACGUCUCUUCUAUCCUCUUGUGCGCGCCUUAUGCGCAAGAGCCGAUCACCCUUGAGCUCAUCGGAGGGCAAGUGAUUUCCCAACCCUACAUCGACAUGACCAUCGCGAUGAUGAAGACGUUCGGGAUCGACGUCAUUCGAAGGACUGACAAAGAAACUGGGAAAUUACUGGACAUCUACGACAUACCAAAGGGUAUCUAUGUGAACCCUCCCCUGUACAAUAUCGAAUCCGAUGCUAGUAGUGCUACGUAUCCGCUUGCUAUCGCUGCCAUUACCGGUACGACCUGUACUAUCAAGAAUAUCGGUUCAGCUUCACUGCAAGGCGACGCCAGGUUUGCCAAAGAAGUGCUCGAAAGGAUGGGAUGUACGGUGUCGCAAACCCCUACGGACACCACGGUCAAAGGUCCUCCGAUUGGACAGUUGAAAUCAGUGGAAGAGAUUGACAUGGAGGUCAUGACAGACGCGUUCUUGACUGCGACUGCCUUGGGAGCUGUUGCCGGUGGAAAGACGAGAAUAAUUGGUAUCGCCAACCAGCGUGUUAAGGAGUGCAACCGUAUCCGCGCAAUGAUUGACCAACUGGCCAAAUUUGGCGUUGCGACAAACGAACUUGAUGACGGGCUAGAGGUUAUUGGCAGGCCCAUCAAUGAGCUCAAGCACAACGUUAGUAUCCAUUGCUACGACGAUCACCGCGUGGCAAUGGCCUUUAGUGUUCUCGCCUCUGUUGUUCCUGGGACAAUCCUUGAGGAGAAGAGAUGUGUAGCGAAGACGUGGCCUAACUGGUGGGACGAUCUCCAGAACAAGAUCGGAAUCCAAGUCCACGGCGUCGAGCUUUCGCACACUCACUCUUCUGCUUCCACAAAUUCUAAGCCGGGCUCGGAUACUUCGAUAAUCCUGAUCGGUAUGCGUGGUUCUGGCAAAUCAUUUAUCGGCGAGCGCGCUGCCACUUCCCUUGGAUGGACUUUCGUCGACGCUGACACCCAUUUCGAGAAAAAGCAUCAGACUGGUGUACGGGAAUUCGUUCAUAAAAUGGGCUGGGAUGCGUUCCGCGAGGCGGAGACCACAAUACUCAAAGAACUUUUAGCAGCUCAUCCUACUCGACACGUGCUUAGCCUCGGGGGUGGUAUCGUCGAAUCCACUGCUGCUCGAGACUUGCUGAAGGAGUAUGCCACCAAGAAAGGACCCGUUGUGUACAACGUACGGAACCUAGACGAGAUCGUGUCCUACUUGGGCGAAGAAGCUACUCGACCCGCUUACGGCGAGCCCAUCGAAGAGGUCUUCGAUCGGCGCGUGCCUUAUUACAGAGAAUGCAGUAGUCAUCGUUUCAUCAAUCACGUCGAGGCAUUUUGCGAUGGCGAAGUCCACAAGCGACAUGUAACCCAUGAAGUUGGACGAUUUUUCGGACACAUCACUGGUUUAACUCCAAGUUCGGCAUCGAACGUUGCUCUAGGCAACCGUUCCUAUUUCCUUUCCCUAACCUUCCCUGAUAUAACCCCGGCUUUAUCCCAAAUAGAAGAGAUCUCUGUGGGUGUCGAUGCGCUGGAGCUGCGUGUAGAUCUUCUCCGUUCGCCGAAAGGAACCGAGGUUUCGGGGCAUCACAUACCUGACUCCUGCUAUGUCGCUGACCAAGUUGCUGCUAUUAGACGAGUUUCACCUCUUCCUAUUGUUUAUACUGUCAGAACUGUCUCGCAAGGUGGUUCAUUCCCAGACGAUGCACAUGCCGAAGCCACCGAUAUCUUGAAGCUGGGUCUUGCGCUUGGCGUCGAAUACCUUGACGUCGAGAUUUCUCUUCCGGAGAAGACGAUAAAGGAGCUAGUCUCGCGAAAGGGAGCCUCCCAGAUAAUAGCAUCCUGGCAUGACUGGAGUGGAAAGAUGUCGUGGACAGGUCUUGAAGUUCAGGCCAAGUACAACCAAGCUGACUCUUUCGGCGACAUCGUUAAAAUCAUCGGAAAGGCGAACACCAUACAGGAUAACUUUGACCUCCAAGCAUUUGCCGCGAAGAUGAAUAGCAGAUCCAGUGCCAAGCCAUUCCUUGCAAUCAACAUGGGCAGCGAAGGCCAGUUGUCUCGUGUGCUUAACAAAACCUUCACCCCCGUCACGCAUCCACUCUUGCCCAGUCGAGCUGCUCCCGGACAGCUCUCUUUCGUGGAGGUUCAACAAGCACUUCACCUUUUGGGCCAACUUCCAUCGAAGAAAUUUUUUCUCUUCGGUAACCCGAUCUCACACUCAAUGUCCCCGACCUUGCACAACACUGGAUUUCAGGCAUUAGGUCUUCCGCAUCGGUAUAAGUUAUUGCAGACAGAGACUGUUGGUGAGGAAAUAAAGCAAGUAAUCGCGUCUUCUGACUUUGGUGGUGCCUCGGUAACAAUCCCGUUCAAAUUGGACAUCAUCCCAUUGCUUGACGAGAUUUCACCUGCCGCAAAAUCGAUGGGUGCUGUAAACACUAUCAUCCCCAAGACUUCCCCAGAUGGGUCACGAAGACUGUUGGGUGACAACACCGAUUGGCUGGGCAUCCGUGGCUCCAUCUCUACCCGCGUCACCAACGUCGACACUGCUCUAGUGAUAGGAAGUGGAGGGACUGCAAGGGCUGCUAUUUACGCGUUGCAUGAUCUUGGUGCGAAGACGGUUUAUGUGUUCAAUCGCACUCGCGAAAAAGCGUUGGCACUCCAGAAAGAGUUCGCACACGUCAAUGUCCUGGUCCUCGAUAAUUUGGGCCAGUGGCCAAAAGGAGGAUCUCCUCCUAGUGUCAUCGUGGCUGCUGUGCCGGCGACGGAGACUUCCAUUGAGGUCGAGGCCAACAAGUUGCAUCUACCUGCAUCUCUCUUUGCUUACCAGUCCGGGCCUGCGUGCGUGAUUGACAUGGCUUACAAGCCUAUCGAGACGCCGUUGCUCAAAUUGGCUGCGACCACCGCCUCGAAUUGGUCUAGAGCCCAAGGGGUGGAAGUUUUGUUGCAACAAGGCUACUAUCAAUUCCAGGCGUGGACAGGGCGACAUGCGCCAAGGGCAAUCGUUUCAAAAGCUGUUUGGGAAAAGUAUCUGGCAUGA
Marasmius oreades (fairy-ring Marasmius) is the source of this 4779-nucleotide messenger RNA. RefSeq lists its product as uncharacterized. Gene Ontology annotation, molecular function: 3-dehydroquinate synthase activity; 3-phosphoshikimate 1-carboxyvinyltransferase activity; shikimate 3-dehydrogenase (NADP+) activity. Gene Ontology annotation, cellular component: cytoplasm. The transcript has 6 exons. Gene Ontology annotation, biological process: chorismate biosynthetic process; aromatic amino acid biosynthetic process. The record is from RefSeq and is a predicted model, not a curated record. NCBI's taxonomy places the organism in Eukaryota, Fungi, Basidiomycota, Agaricomycetes, Agaricales, Marasmiaceae. The coding region runs from base 1 to 4779 and encodes 1592 amino acids.